UGGCUCUAGCCUGGGACGCUCCAGAAUAAAAUCUGGAGUGCAGACUCUCCUCAACUCAGAGGGAUUAAUUUUAGACCUAGCACUUAUUUCUACAGUGGAACAACCAAAAUCUAUGGUCCAACCACCCUCCCUGCUUGGGUACAUGUAUGGUUUAGAUCCAGAUCCAAAUCCCGAGCCCUGGCUAUGCUCACCCUGUACAGCAAGAAGAUUGAAAACGCCUGGUUUAAUUUUUAAGUUCUCCAUUGCUCUCAACCACAGAGCAUCACCCAACAGGAAAUGUGUAGAAGCCCCUGCCCAGCUCUUAGAUGUUUCUGAGUGGAUAGUGAUAGGGUGGUGGGAACAGAGGACAGGGCAGCAUUUGGGGGGUGUAACAGCCAACAUCUGCACACCCAGACAGAGACUGCCAAGGGGGAGUGAAAAUAAAGAGGAGUCAGGAAAGGAGGCAGGAUUACCUUCCCCUUGCCACCUCAAUCAACUGUGGCAUAGUGGGCCCCCUUACCAGGCCCUGCAUCCUGGUAGGGAUUGAAACCUUCUGUCCCCUGUCAUCUGCAGCCAUCAUCACACCGGUGUGGCGGCACUUUCUCGCUAAGCCACCUGCUCAUAGCAAAAAAUGAUGUGGUUUUCUGCUCUUUUCUCUUCCUCUGCACAAACCAGCCCAGAAUACUCAAGUUACAGGCUCCUAAGAGAGCCAGACAUUCAUCCCAUAUGCCAAAGACAGCCCACCUGGGGGUUGUCUUUUGGGACUAAAUGCAUGCAGUCUCCCACCUCGAUGUGGGGAGAACUACAGCUUGAAAACCAAGGCAGGAGGGGAGGCAUUAUUGAAUUUUUUUUGCUUAACCACCAUGAAAAGUGAUGUAAAACCUUCCUGCUAACAUACAUAUAUGGAGUUUUGUGUCUGAUUUGUAUUUGUAUGAUCUGUGGCACUGUGUAUAGAUGAAGAUAAAAGGUAGUAAGUCAGGAGUGAAAGGAGAGGAAGAGAGCGGGAGCUCUCUAACCUACAGCAUAGAAGGUGCUUCAGCCAAGUGUGUGCCUGAACAGCAACUUCUGCUUUUUUUUUUUUUUUUUUUUUUUUUUUUUUUUUUUUUUUUUUUUGCAAUCAUUGCUCGCUUGACAGGCCCAGACGGCAUUACAUCACUUCCUAAAACCCAUCAAAGAGAGUCCAUCUCCUGCAGAAAUGCAGCUCAGAUGCUCCCCGGCAGGAAGCAGGAAAUGUAGAUGUUCGGGUGCAGCAGGGAGCCUGCCGGAGUGCCCCUCAGGUGGGAGCGCAGCCGGGGCAGCAUGCGGAGCCCCGGGCUCACCGCCCUGCUCUCUGCCCUGGCGCUGGCCGCGGGAUCUGCCGGCACUGACCCUGGAAAUGAUGGAUCAGGAGAUGGAUCGACGAUAUUACCCACUUUUACAGCAACACAUCUUCCUGCUACGGGUCCUUCAACCGUGGAUGACCACGAGCCAGUACUUGUAACUGCAAGCACUACUGAAAGCAGCUUUGAAGCACAGAGUUCUCCAAGUACUGAACUGAAUGCUGUGAACGAUGAGGACAGUCUAGAAGCAGCAGAACAGUCUAUCUUGAUAUAUGUCGUCCCUGCUGUGCUGCUGGUCCUGCUGAUUUUGUUGAUCACAUUUUUUGUAAUGCAUCAUAAAAGGAAAAAGUCCAAGCAAGAUGAGCUGGGAAGUGAAAAUGUAAAAAGUCCUAUUUUUGAAGAAGACACACCCUCUGUUAUGGAGAUAGAAAUGGAAGAGCUUGAUAAAUGGAUGAACAGCAUGAACAGAAAUGGUGACUGUGAGUGUUUGCCUACUGUAAGAGAAGAGGAAAAAGAAUCAAUCGCCAACCCAAGUGAUGGUGAAUCAUGAAGUCCUCAGAACAGCAAAGAACUGGCUAAAGGGAUGCAGCACACAAGCUCAUCGUUCCCCAGAUAUUGGAAGAACUGGAUUUAAAUAUAAUUAAUCUCAAAAGGACAUAGAAGCAAAUGCUGUUGCUGUGUCCCGCUUUAUAUGGUCUUCAAAAAGGAAACAUUACCAAGGGAAAAGAAGAAAAGAAGAGAAGGAAAAAAAAAAAAAAAAAAAAAAAAGCACUGCAGCAAGAUUAAGGACUGAUUUAAAAUCUUUUUACAAUGAGAUUCACCAAAUCAAGAGAAACCUCUUUUCUACCCCUGCUAAAAGUUCUCAAAGUAGUCCAUGUUUCUAUCUAGUUCUGCAGUUGUGUAUUGUGCAGCACUUAAAACCAAUUCUGUUCCAGGUUUGGUUUGGUUUCAAGGGUGUUUGUUUCAGUGUCCAUAAUUCUGGACUGCCCUGGUUUGGUGGAUAUGAAGCUCAUGCCUAUGCAAUGUUUAUUUUUCAAUUUGCUUUUUCUGAACAGUGCACUGAUUUGCACAGGAUUGCUUUUGGGGAUGUACCAGGCUAGGACAGACCAGCUAUGAGGGCAGACAGCACCUAAAAAGCCUCUCAAAGGAAUAGCCACAAGUGACUGCAGCCCAGCAAGGGCAUGGAUUCUGCAGAGUGCUUUUUGGUUUUCAGAUUAAAGGCACUGUAGAGGUGAAAAGUAUUAUUUUGAGACUGCCUUUCAGUUUGUUAUCUCCACAGAUGAGCGCCCUGGGCUACCUCUCCCCAUGUAACUCUUCUUCCUGCCCAGGGCUAUACUCUAACCACCUACUUCAGGAAUAUUCAACUUAAAAAUAUCUAUUUUAAAAAAAUGAAUGAGGUUGAAAAAUUGAACAAUUCAGUACUCACAUUAAAUACAGAUUUAGAUAAGUAUGUGUUAUGCAAAAUUAUUUGGCCAAGGUUUUCAGAUGCAGGAGGUUUCCUGCUGCUUCUGUUUUUAAAUACCAAGCUUGCAAUAUCUGAAAGUCAUGGACUUCUAAAUGUGCCCAGUCACCUUCAGCUACAAUGAAAAAAUCAGACUCCUGGGAUACCUCAAGGUGGGAAUAUGAAUGUUUUAAUUGUGUCCAUUGGUUUUAGAUACCACAUCUGUUAGGCAUGUAGCUUAAAUAUGUAACACACAUAAAAGUGGAUCCUUGCUUGGUCAAAGCUUCUCUUGCUUUAUUUAAAAUAGCAGAUUCGUAUGCUACCAUAUCUUAUGUCCUACCUAUCUUCAUAUUCUAUUUAAAUAUGCAAUGCCUUCCCACUCAAUACAUGUUUAAUAUGAUCAGUUUUGUUUUGCCUGCAAAUAAUUCACUGAUGUUACCAUGCAUGGCUUGAUUAGAGAGAAAAAAAGUGCCUCAAGCCUCUGUGAUGGCAUCUAAGUAUCACUAACAGCUGACAAAUACAGAGAAUGAUUCAGCUUUGUGAAUAAUUAAAGACGUAAAAAUACAGAAGGAAAAAAUGUUUAGAGCUAACCAUAUUCAAUUACUGAAUUUGACUUGAUUAGUAAUUUCCUCAAAGAAUAAAAUAUUUCUUCACUGUUCCAAAACAAUUUAUUGAAAUGAGUAAUUAGUAAAUGAGUGAGGUAAAUAAAUAUUCCCUGUUUGGAUGAUUUUUAACUUUGAAAGAAAUGUUUUAAGUUCAUCUUUCACUACUUCUUUUUUAAACAUUUCUACUAUUUACUGACAGUAAACCCAUCAUGUAGAAUGUUGGUUUAAAAGAAUGCAGUCACAAGGGGAAGAAAAAGUGAAAGACUGAAAUGUAGAAAAUUUUUAAAAAUUGAAGUAGGUAUUUUCCAGUAGUAGUUUUGUUAGGUACUUCUUUCCAACAGACAAAGAUGUUUUGCUCACUUUUCCCACAAUUUGUAAAGCAGUAACCUGAAGGUGCCCAAAACAGCGAGACUGCGGUCUUUUUUAAAUGGUACAAGAUAAAAGGCCAUAUUUUAAGACCAUUACCAGCUGUGUGGUUGGAGGGCAGUCAGUGGGACCCAGCAGUCCACAACACCAGUGUCCAGCAGUGACUCUCACCACACCAUGCUCCAGUCCACACAGCUCCGUGUCCAACAGCUGUGUCUUCUCCCUGGAGAGAGCUGAAGCACAGAUGGAUAUGAAGAAUAGGAGUCCUUGCCUUUCAUAUUUUAUUUAUUUUUGCUUUUGAAAAUUAACCAAAUCCCAAAGGUGACAUUCUAUGGCUUAACUCAGUUCUGGCACACUGAUGAUCCAUCAUCUGUCCGAGCCACACACUGAUAAUAGUGCAAUGCACUAACUCCAUUUGCUGUGGCAUUUGAAAAGAGCUUGUGCUGUGCAUGUGGAUGGUUUGGGGCGUUUGUUAAUUCUAGAUGGUCCUUCUGCCAGAUAAAAGGCUGCACAGCUCCAAAUAAGUUUCUCAGAAAUUAAGUUUUACUUAUGUAUUUUAUUUUUCAAGUUUACCUUUGAGAGAAUAUUUUUUCUGUAACCUUAUGCCAUUAAGCAUUAAUUCUUAUUCCAGUGUUCAUGACUGAUCAAUCUCUUCAUAAAGCUUUAAAAUCAAUUUUGUCCAGAACUAAUAUCUAGGUUGGAGGUUUAUAAUUAUUCAUGUCACUUACCCUCUCUAAAUUCUGGCACACCAGAGAAUUUAUUUCCCUCUUCAGGAACUUUUCUCGGCAUUUAAAAAUACAAAACAAUGCUUUGGGCACUUCCUCAGCCAAUUCUGAAAGAAAUUUUCUCUAUCUGCUGAUUUUUAAAAGUGCAAACUUAAUAUAUGCUGCGUUACUAUUGAAAAAUGUACCAUUCCAUCAAAUCUCACCUGUCAUCAGGUCUUUUCUCCUUGUUGAAACAGACCAAGGGUCAAGGAAUUGGCAUUUCAGUAUAGUUAUGGAUAUUUCCAAUAGAUUCCCUCAGUACUAGACAAAUACAAUUUUCAGUAUUUCUCUUUUCCCUGGACAUUUAUACAGCAUAGUUAUUCUUCCCCUAGCCCUAAACUAUGGAGGGGAUCACUCAUUCAUCUGAUUCCUCAGCCCAGCUCUGCACUACUCCGUGUCUCCCCGCUGGUCUCUCUCUGGAACCAUAACUUUCAUGCUGAGGUCUGCAUUUGCCACGGCCACUCUGGCCCAACACUCGCUCACAGCCAAGCCUUUCUGUGGACACCACGUUCAGGGGUGCAGCCUCAUCACGGGCACUGCUUUAGCCCCUCUCCUCCAUCACCCCGUUUGGUAUUUCCCUCUUCCUCUCACCCGCAUGCCCCUUGCUCUCCUGUUUGUUUUACGCUUUUCAUCAGUUCCUGCCCAUUUCCUUUUGCACAGUUUUGCUUCAGUAUUUUAAUUUUGUGGGUAGAUUGAAUUACAGGGUAUUUCGACCAUUUCAUGCCUACAUUAAUACAGCCCAAACAUUAUAAUAUUUCAGUUCCUGAGUAUUAACUGUACACGUGUUGCGGUGAAAUAAAUCCUCCUUUUUAACCCCUCCGAAGUUGCUUGCUAGUUCAGGCCUUGGAAGGCUUUGGAGGAAUAUUUCAUAGACAGUAUAAAGGAUCCAAAAGAGGCUCUGACCCUCAGCCGCAGAUCAAGAUGUUUAUUCCAGGUGGUAUCCAGAGGGAAAGAGGGCAUGCACAGAGGAACAGGGUCUCUUCUCAGCUCUUGCCAGGGAGGGGCAGUUUGGGUCAGCCAUUAGGGUCAGAAAGGGAAGGAAGGGUCAAACUACAUGGUACAAGCUCUAGGGGUCCCUGAGGGGGGAGAAACCAUUCCCACAGGGAAAUGUAACAUUGUGGUACCUUCAUUUUCCCUAAAUCGUUCACAGAGUCAGGUCCUCUACCCACAAAAUAAAAAGGAGAACAACCAGACAGUAGAUAAGAUAGCAGCGAACUCUAAAAAUUAUUUUCUCACCAUGCACUACAGAGUAUUUAAGCCUCUGUGGUAAUAUCAUUAGCCUGAUCUGAGCCAACCCAUCUCACCAUCAUCUUGCAACAUCUUCCAGUAACUGAUAACUCAAAUUAUCAUCCCUCAGCAGAAAAUGAGAAAAAGCAUGGAAACGGGAAGUAUCUCCCACUAUGUAUUUUUCUGAAAUGUUUCACAAAUGUGAUGAUCCCUAAGGAACUGCUACCUCUUUUUCCAUUUUCUUCAAUAAUUUCAGUAGUUAUCCAAGUAGUUAUUCAAGACAAUUUGACAUCUAAUUUACAGCAUGAAGCUUUUUUGUCCUGCAGAAAAGCUACAGAUCCAAAGGUGGAUUUGAGAAAUUCAUAGGUAAUAAGAAGGGUAAUUAAGAACCAACACCUCUCCUAGACAUGCCAAAAAUCAGUAUCUUAACAAAAUAGAAAUAACUCCUCCAUAAAGUUACGAACAUAAGGUUGCUGAUAUUACCAGCAGCAAAUUAAUUCCAUAAGAGUCCUGCAUUUGUAAAGCAUGUAACCCUAACAUUAACCUCAGCAAAAAUGAAUGUUCUUUUAGUUUCUAGAUAAUCAUAAGUUAUAGAUUUGUAGAUAACGCUUGUUCUAAGAUUAGAAUUUUUUUUUUUGUAAUACUAAACUCAUUGGGGGACCCUAAAUUUUUAGAAGUUCCAUUACCUUUCUGAUGUCAGACUGCUGUUUAUUCAACUGUUUUAUUAUUUUGUAAUGUAAAUAUUUGACAGACACAAUAUUACUUAAUUGUAUAUAAGAAUUUGAGAUUUUAAACAACUUGUUCUAAUAAAGUUUUUAGUGUCUACAGA
This is a messenger RNA of Prinia subflava (tawny-flanked prinia), 6530 nucleotides long. RefSeq names its product transmembrane protein 154-like. The coding region runs from base 1216 to 1848 and encodes 210 amino acids. The transcript is spliced from 6 exons. NCBI's taxonomy places the organism in Eukaryota, Metazoa, Chordata, Aves, Passeriformes, Cisticolidae. The record is from RefSeq and is a predicted model, not a curated record.